Messenger RNA from Panicum virgatum (switchgrass), 1569 nucleotides. RefSeq names its product putative disease resistance protein RGA3. Gene Ontology annotation, biological process: defense response to fungus. The record is from RefSeq and is a predicted model, not a curated record. Bases 1 to 1569 code for a protein of 522 amino acids. The transcript is spliced from 3 exons. Gene Ontology annotation, molecular function: ADP binding. Lineage: Eukaryota; Viridiplantae; Streptophyta; Magnoliopsida; Poales; Poaceae.
AUGUUGAAGCAGUACAGCUCUAUAGUGGGUGUGACAAUGGAUCUCCAGGGUCGAUUUGAGGAUAUCAGCUCCUGGCUAGAAAAAGCAGGAUGUAAAACAACGGAUAAUGAUCAAUUUUUCAUCAAAAAAUUGAAACACGUCGCAUACGACAUUGAUGAUAUUGUUGAUGAGUUCCAUCUAGAGGCUGAGAAGCAUGAAGCUGAAGUUGCCAACAAUAUUGUGUCAAAAUGUCUCUGCACAAAACCAAAAUCAUAUCUGUUUCAAUUCAAGGCUGCCCUCAAGAUCAAGGCUAUAAAGAAUAGAUUUGAUGCAAUAGUGAAGCAAAGAACUGACUUCAGUGCAAUAGUAAACAGUUUGCCGGAAGGUCAUCCUGUUCCACACAUGAACAGGACUGCCAAGGCAACUCCAACAGUGCCAAAUGUUGCUGUGGCAUCAAUAAUAUGUGGAAGAGAGCGAGAAAAGCAGGAAAUAAUAUCUAAACUGGUGGACAAAAAUAACCAACAGAUAAUCAAGAUAGUCUCCAUAAUUGGGCUUGGUGGCUCUGGGAAAACUGCCUUGUCUAACCUAGUUUUCGGUGAUGGUAACACCGUAAAGGAUCAUUUUGAAGUAAGAAUAUGGGUUCAUGUGCCCCAAGAAUUUGAUGUCCAACAGCUUAUGAUGAAGAUGUUUGAAGCCAUUACUUAUCAAAAAUCUGAACAUCAUUCCAUACAGAACAUAAUUCAAACUAUAGCAGAUACAUUGACUGGAAAGAGGUAUUUGCUUGUAUUAGAUGAUGUCUGGACUGUGGACCGAAGUCAAUGGGAAGAUUUUAUGUUAUAUAUAAAGAGAGGAGCACCUGGAAGUAGUAUUUUGUUGACAAGUCGCAAUAGAAAUGUUGCAGAAGCAGUGGAAUCAACAGAUCUGUCGAAGUUGUCGUCCUUGUCUAAGGAUGAUAGCUGGACAGUGUUCACUCAGAUCAUUGGUGAGGACAUAAAAGGUUUGGACUCUGAAUUAUUGGAAGUUGGGAGAGAGAUUGUGAAUAAAUGUGGUGGGGUGCCACUUGCAAUUAAAGUUCUUGCAAAUGUCCUUCGUGGCAAGACACGUAUAGAACAAUGGAAGGCCGUGAGAGACAGUAAUCUACUAGAUGCUGAGGAUAAAGAGCAUAGAUGCAUGGAGCUUGCAGCCUUGUCAAAUUCUAUUGGUAGAAAUAAAAAGCUAAGAGUUCUUAAACUAGAUCAUACCAAGAUUAAGGAGCUACCACUAGUAGAGCUACCUAAAGAAAUUAACAACUUGGAGAAGCUUCAAGUUUUGAACUUGGAAAAUCGUGGGGAACUGGUAAAUCUACCUGAAGGCACUAGCAAGUUGGAGAAGCUUCAAGUUUUGAACCUCGAAGGCUGUAGGAAGCUGGUAGAGCUGCCUGAUGGCAUUGUCAAGUUUGAGAGGCUUCAAGUUUUGAACCUGAAAGAUUGUGAAGAAUUGAGAGGGAUGCCUAUAGGCAUUGGACAAUUCAGCAGUCAACUACAAAAGUUGCCCUUAUUUGUUGUGGGUAACGGUAAAAGUUUGCUGGAAUAUCAGAGCUCGCAAAUGUAG